AUGCAUUACUUGCUGUUAAUCACCCUCAAGUCAUUGAUUGUGAGCGCGAUAUUUGGAACUGUUUUGGGUGCCUUUGCCAGUUUCAAGGCAGACUCGUUCUUCUGGAAUGAAGAGACGCUUCCAGAACUAGACUCUUUCAUCUUCAAUUUGGUAGAAGGUAAAUCCAAAGACUGGGGAACUGAACCGUUAUAUGCAUACUUUACCAAAUAUUUGCCGCACAUUUUCAUGAUCCCGUUGAUUCCAUUGAUGGCGCUUUACGGUUUCAACGAUGAUCUUGUCAAUUAUGGUGUUGGUACUGUCAAGACGGUUACUAUCAGCUCAGUGCUGUUCAUUUUUGUCAUGUCUUUGCAACCACAUAAAGAAUGGAGAUUUAUAGUAUAUUCUCUUCCCGGUAUCACAAUUGCUGCUUCCAAUGGUAUUGUUAAAAUCAUGGAGAAGGCAAAAUCUUAUCGUUCGCUUUUCAAAUUCGUCGUUAUUGCCAUCUGCUUGUGCAAUUAUCUUCUAUCGUUGUUUGCUGGCUACGUUUCCAGCUUCAACUACCCUGGGGGGGAGGCACUAACCAACUUGAAUUUGAAGUUGUUCAGAGAGAAUCAGGCUGGUACGUUAAGGCCGAUAACCGUCCAUAUGGAUGUGGCCACGUGCAUGAGUGGAGCAACGCUAUUCAACCGCAUGGAUGAUUCAAAGUUCGAAAUCACGUAUGACAAGACGGAGAAUUCGUUCAAAUUGGACCAGUUGUGGAACACCUUUGACUACGUAAUCACAGAAAUUGAUAACGAGAAAGAACUACUCGUUGAGAAUGGCUGCCAGUGGGUCAAAAUCGACGUUGUGGAUAAGUUGUCGGGAUUGGAUAAGGCCAGCAUAAUAAGUCAUGCAAAAAAUCCAUUAAAGACAUUUAACGAGGUGAAGGCUGCAUUUCACAACAGAAACACAGGAUACUUGGUUAACUUCAUACAUCUUGAACCAGAAAUCUUUGUAUACGAGAAGAUGUGUACAGUAGUAUAG
Brettanomyces nanus is the source of this 1002-nucleotide messenger RNA. RefSeq lists its product as uncharacterized. Gene Ontology annotation, molecular function: alpha-1,6-mannosyltransferase activity. The transcript has 3 exons. Gene Ontology annotation, biological process: protein N-linked glycosylation. Gene Ontology annotation, cellular component: endoplasmic reticulum membrane. The record is from RefSeq and is a predicted model, not a curated record. Lineage: Eukaryota; Fungi; Ascomycota; Pichiomycetes; Pichiales; Pichiaceae. Bases 1 to 1002 code for a protein of 333 amino acids.